Messenger RNA from Tachysurus fulvidraco (yellow catfish), 5830 nucleotides. RefSeq names its product ankyrin repeat domain 52a (gene ankrd52a). The record is from RefSeq and is a predicted model, not a curated record. Gene Ontology annotation, cellular component: T-tubule. The coding region runs from base 187 to 3390 and encodes 1067 amino acids. Gene Ontology annotation, biological process: regulation of cardiac muscle contraction; protein localization to T-tubule. The transcript is spliced from 28 exons. Lineage: Eukaryota; Metazoa; Chordata; Actinopteri; Siluriformes; Bagridae. Gene Ontology annotation, molecular function: protein binding.
CAUAUAAAGAAAAGAGAAGAAGAAGAACUUCGGUAGCCAUUACGAGUUUUAUUUUCUCCCUCCGGUGUUUCUGUCUAUUUUCGUUUUCUGUCUUUCAUUUGUUUAAUCUCAGUCUGUCUAGUGCUGUUUAUACAAGAGUGUCGUCUAUCCUAAUGAGGGAGCUUCGUCCCUCACUGGCACUGGGAGAUGGUGCUGUUAAACAUUUCUGACCAGCCACCUCUGGUCCAGGCCAUAUUUAAUCGGAAUGCAGAUGAAGUUCAGUUAUAUUUGCACAAGAAAGAUGAAGUCAAUGCACUGGACCAGGAGCGACGCACACCUCUGCAUGCUGCCGCUUGGUUGGGGGACGUCCAUAUCAUGGACCUCCUCAUCACAGCAGGUGCAAAUGUCAACGCGAAGGACCACAUGUGGCUGACACCGUUGCACCGAGCAGCAGCCUCCAGGAACGAGAGGGCGGUGGUGCUGCUGUUGCGAAAAGGGGCCGACGUGACGGCGAGGGAUAAGUUCUGGCAGACGGCGUUGCACAUCGCUUCAGCAAACCGAGCCAUGCGCUGCACCGAAGCCCUGCUCUCCCACAUCAGCAGUGUGAACAUGGCCGACCGCACGGGCAGAUCCGCCCUUCACCACGCCGCCCAGAGCGGCUGCCAGGAGAUGGUUAAAUUGCUGCUGAACCGAGGGGCCAAUCUGAGUGCCAGCGAUAAGAAGGAGAGGCAGCCCAUCCACUGGGCGGCUUACCUCGGUCAUCUGGAGGUGGUAAAGUUGCUGGUGUCUCAAGGUUCAGAUAAGAGCUGUAAGGACAAGCGUGGUUACACUCCUCUGCACGCCGCCGCCGCCAGCGGACACGUCGACGUGGUCAAGUACCUGUUGCGCAACGGAGCAGAGAUCGAUGAGCCUAACGCUUUUGGAAACACCGCUCUACAUGUAGCCUGUUAUAUGGGGCAGGAAGCAGUCGCUAAUGAGCUAGUUAACCGCGGUGCUAACGUUAAUCAGCCCAACCAGCGAGGCUUCAGCCCCCUGCACCUGGCUGCCGUGUCCACCAACGGUGCCCUCUGUCUAGAGCUGCUGGUCAACAACGGGGCUGAUGUCAACAUGCAGAGCAAAGAAGGCAAAAGCCCCCUCCACAUGGCAGCCAUCCACGGACGCUUCACUCGCUCCCAGAUCCUCAUUCAGAACGGUGGGGAGAUAGACUGUGUGGACAGAUAUGGCAAUACUCCUCUUCAUGUUGCUGCUAUGUAUGGCCAUGAGCUGCUCAUCAGCACCUUAAUGACAAACGGUGCUGAUACAGCCAGGCAAGGGAUUCACGGGAUGUUCCCACUGCACUUAGCCGUGCUCUACGGGUUCUCUGACUGUUGUCGCAAGCUGCUCUCCUCAGGUCAGCUGUACAGCAUCGUCUUGUCGAUGAGUAAAGAGCACGUGCUCUCGGCUGGCUUCGACAUCAACACUCCAGACAAGUUCGGGAGAACCUGCUUACACGCUGCUGCCUCUGGAGGAAACACUGAAUGUCUGAACCUGCUGUUGAGCAGUGGUGCUGACAUGAAUAAGAAGGACAAGUUUGGGAGGACCCCUUUGCACUAUGCGGCUGCUAACAGGAGGUAUCAGUGUGUGGUGAUUCUAGUAGGAGCAGGAGCCGAGGUCAACGAGCCUGACAGAACAGGCUGCACACCUUUACACUACUCAGCUGCUUCCACUGCUUUCUGCAGAGUGGAUAGAGGCCAGCAGAGUCCAGAGGAUGGAGAGAAGGAAUCAUUCAUGUGUGUGGAGUACUUGCUGGAUAACGGAGCAGACCCGUGCCUGUGCAAUUCUAAAGGAUAUAAUGCUGUGCACUACGCAGCUGCCCACGGCAACAAGCAGAGCCUCGAGCUGCUUUUGGUGAUGUCCUACAAUAUAUCAGGAGACGCAGAUAGCACCGGACCUGUCAGUCCUUCACACUUAGCCGCGGAGGCAGGGCACUGGGAGUGUGUGAGCGUGUUGAUCGAGUCGGGGGUGUGUGUGGACGUGUGCGACCCGGCAGGACGAUCCGUGCUAUACGUGGCCUCUCAGAGAGGACACGCUCGCUGUGUGGAGCUGCUGCUCAGCCAGGCAACAUCCUGUCUGCUCACUGAGCACCGCAAAAAGUGGAGUCCUCUCCACGUUGCAGCUGCCAGCGGCCACACAGACUGUCUGCAGAUGCUGCUCUGCAGCGAAGAGGACUGUGACCUUCCGAACGUCUCCGACAGCGAAGGACAAACUCCUCUGAUGCUGGCUGUACUGGGAGGACACACCGACUGUGUCCUCUUGCUCCUGGAGCGAGGGGCGCGUCCUGACACGAGAGACCGGAAAGGAAGGACGGCACUUCACAGAGCGGCACUGCUCGGCUGGGAGGACUGUGUGACUGCUCUGCUGUCCCACAACGCAACAGUCCUGACUAAAGACGUUCAGGGCGGUUCUGCACUCCACCUGGCUGCUUCUUGUGGCCACACUGAGAUCUUGUCCAGAUUGUUGUCUGCUGCUGAUCACACCAACCCACACCAUCCUGUCACCGACUGCCACGGCUUCACCCCCACACACUGGGCAGCCUACCACGGUCACGAAGACUGUUUGGAAGUUUUACUUGAAAUUAAACCAUGUAGUAUCAAGGAGGGAAACCCCUUCACCCCACUGCACUGUGCUCUAAUUAACGGCCAUAGUGGUUCUGCAGAAAUUCUCUUGAACUCCAGUUUUGGCACGUCACUGGUCCACACCAGGGAUGCAAAGGGAAGAACUCCGCUCCACGCCGCCUCCGUAGCCGAGGAUGUGUCCGGGCUGCUCCUGAUUCUGCGCAUGGGCGCCGACAUCAAUGCCGUGGACCACUCGGGACGCUCGGCACUCAUGGUGGCUGCCGACAAGGGCAAGAGCGGCGCCGUGGCCCUGCUGCUGCACCGAGCCAAAGCGGAUCUGUCUCUUCUGGAUGUGAACAGAAACACUGCCCUGCAUCUGGCCUGCAGUAAGGCUCAUGAGAUGUGCGCCAUGCUGAUCUUGAAAGAGAUCCACAACCCGACUCUCAUCAACGCAACCAACAGCAUGCUUCAAAUGCCUCUUCACAUCGCAGCCAGGAACGGCCUGGCCACUGUGGUUCAGGCUCUGCUGAAUCGUGGAGCCACGGUGUUGGCAGUCGAUGAGGAGGGUCACACCCCUGCCCUGGCAUGUGCUCCCAACAAAGCUGUGGCCGACUGCCUCGCUCUCAUCCUCUCGACUAUGAAGCCUUCAUCUUCCAGCGCCCCUUCGUCCUCUCCCUCCUCCCCCAGGCUGAACCUGCUCAAGCAUUGUGGCAUCACUGCCGCUUGCCCUCCUUUGCCCAACGGAGGCCUUCGCCACACCUACGGCAAAGAUCGGCACGGUGCCACCUUCGGAUUGGACGGCUGUCUGACCGAGUGAGCUGUUCUGCAUCCUACAGCCCUUACGACAUACAGCACACACACAAUAACACGUCUGUGUGUGUGUGGAUGAUCAAUUUGGUCUCUCUCUCUCUCUCUCUCUCUCUCUCUUUGAGUAUGUCCUUCUUUCUCUCUUAAUUCUUAGACACCUAGUCAAAAAGGAUAUGCAAUUACAGCCACUUAACCCUCCUGCCCCCAUCAUCACCGCUUUUCUUUUUAUUGCUAUUAGAGGACGACCAGGAACGAACGUGUUUAUUUAUUUAAUUACUCGCUAGUUCUUGUGUGUGUGUGUGUGGGGGGAAGUCGAAAUAUUCCAAGCCAUCUCGUGUGCGCGCGUUUCCAUGAGUGCUAGCUAGUUGUUGUGUUUUUUUUUUAAACUAUUGUUAAUUUGAGCCCAGUUUACUAGGCAAUGGUUAGUAUUAUGCAGCUGCUUAUUCUUUUGGUCACGUGUGUGUGUGUGUGUGUGUGUGUUUCUUAUGAGAAGCUGUGGCCUUGCAGAGGAAUUUCCAGCCUGCCCUGAGGAACAGUUUAAACGGGUUACUGUAAACUAGCAUGAAGGUGUGGACCAUAUAUUAGAUGGUCUCUUAUAGGGGUGUGUGUGUGUGUGAGAGAGAGACUAUAGUUGCGUGUCUUUAGCAGUCCAACCAGAUUUCCAUCCCAUACUUGAUUCUUGCUCUUUAAGCUUUGUCCAUCGUAUGUCAGGUGCAAUCAAAUUCAGCACAAAACUAAGCAGAAAAAAAUUCUUUCUUUUGAGACAAGGGAAACCAUACAACCUUAAGCCAAAUGACCAAUGACCUCUGGGUUAGAAAGGUCAAAAAUGGUGCAUGUUUACUGUAGGCAUUUUUAUUUUUUUUUGGAAGGGGAGGAAGGAAUAAACUGGGGACAUUGCAAUAGGUUUACACAGAGCGUAUUUGUUAUUCCAGAAUAAGAGAGUAGCACCAGGGUACCAUCGGUCAUCCGAUUAUGACACGCAGGCCUCGAUGAACUGAACAGGAACUCGAAAGCACAAGCAUCAGAGUUGGACCUAGGACUUUAAAAACUGAUCCUUGUUCCUAGGGACCACCUUUUUAUCUGGGAAAGAACACUCAAUUUUUUUGGGGGGGAGGAAUUGGUGACGGGUGGCUGCUAGCUGGAUUCUCCACUUAGUGCUUUCCCAGCAGACCAUAUCACAAUGUCUUGCGUUGCGUUGAGCUGCUUUCGCAGUGCCUUUUUUUUUUGUUUUCUCCCAAGCAGGUUUUCUUUUUAAACAUCACCAUUCACAGCUUAAGUGGUGCUUCCUCUACAGACCUAACUUUUAGCCAUACGAUACGUUAAUCGAGCCUUUUUUGCCGAAGGAUGACUCUGAAUCCAUUCGAACUGUCGCUUCAGUUCAAUGGUCUGUUGUUUUUUUUUUGUUUUUUUUUUUUCCUCAUCGGAAAAAAGGAGUCGUUCUUAACUGAGCAGCUUUUUUUUUUUUUUUCUUUCCCCUACAGGGUGUAUGGCUUUAACUUCUGCUAUUCACAUGCUCAGAUUUUCAUGUAAGGUGUUUUUUUUUUUUUAGGGUUGUCGUUCUAACCAAAGUCGUGUUCGUUUUGUAGCGUUCAUAAUUUAGCAAAAAAAAAAAGAGAGAGAAAACACCGGCUUGGUGGUGAGACUUGGUGCAGUCGCCCCUCAGCUUUUUUUUUUUUUUUUACUGAAUGCUUCCUUAUUGCCAAAGGUUGAUUAACUGUUCAGUGUACAGACGUGCUUCCUUUUCAUUUUACAUCGAAGCUACAACAUUUCAAAAAGAUAUAUAUAUAUUAGGACCGGACUCUUAUUCUCCAAAUCUAGACAUGCAAUAUUUGCGCAAUUAGUAAAGAGACAAUCAGUCAAAAGGGCUUUUAAUUUCCCCUCUUUUUAUUAUGUUUAUUUGUAAAAAAAAAAAUAAUAAUAAUUUCCAGUGUAUUCGAGACCACAGGGAAUUAAGAUGGUGUAAGUUGUGCUCUUAACCUAAAUUGUUCAGAGUCUCACUGAAGCCAUGGGGACAGUUUAAAUGUAACACGAAGCACCAGUGUUUCUGGGUCUAAUCCCCCCCCCCCCCCUUCAUGUGAGAAUAUUCACUGAAAUGCGUAGGGGAUCGUAGUCGUGUGCUGCAGAGUGCAGCAGAAUUGGCCAAUGUUUUUAUCAGUUUUGCAAUAAAAUCUUUAACCACGUACUUGAAGAAAGAAAAUUCUAACGUGACUCGUUUUAAUCCGACGGUUAAAAACGUUCCCGGCGCGUUUAUCUGGUGAACGAAGUCAUAGGACGCAGAUGAUGCUUCGUCUUUGUUUAACGUAAGGAAUGGGUCAGGGGUGGACGCGUUAUAAACACGCAUGUCAGAGCUCCGGCGUGCCUAAAGAUGGGGAAAACAAACCAACCAAUAUCGUUAAGAUAAAACGUUGUAACGUAUAGUAGGGAGGGGGGGGAGGAAGGGUGUGUGUGUG